UUGAUCAAUACUGCGACUCGUGUUCGCGUACCGCCACCAGAGCCAGGCGAACCUGUUCCCAAGCCAGCCUACAAACCAUCUCUCGGCCCUUCAUUCUCGCAUAUGACGGACAUGUCAUUAUUCCUAACUCGUGGGGAUUCCAAUGGUGUAAAUAGUAGGGGUACCCGGUUGGCACUUAGAGUGCUCAAGAGCCGCGAGUCGGUAUGCCUACCUUCUGUUCCAAACCUGAGAAUCCACCAACUGAUUUUAUCUCGAAGAACGCCGGCAUUUGCGUCUAUUUUGGUAUUAGAAAUGAUAGCAUUAUCGAGUGAAAAUGCCUUAUUCUCAGUAAUCGGGGAAUACUAUCGUGGUCAACCAUCAAUUUGUUCUACUCUUGUUUGGCUCGGUUCGCUCAAAGACCGCGGAGGUUAUGAUUUCUGGACUCGGAUGAAGAAGAAGCCGGUCUACAUGGGGCCGUCGAAGCUGCUGGAAACGAUGUCGUCGGGCCUGAG
Acaulospora colombiana is the source of this 491-nucleotide messenger RNA. The record is from the annotation of a GenBank genome assembly. NCBI's taxonomy places the organism in Eukaryota, Fungi, Glomeromycota, Glomeromycetes, Diversisporales, Acaulosporaceae.